GACUUACGAGUACCAGACUCCUGGAAUACAUUUCUUUGCUCGGUUUGAUUUUAAUUUGUUUCGCGUAACGCACGCAAGAAAUACACGCGCUUCGCGGAGUUCAAAAAUUGUCAAUCGCAGUUAUGUGAAAUAGAGAAGACUAUGUAGUUUAUGCCGAGUUUGAUAAAAAAAUCUUAUUGACGUUCAACAGAACAUUUUUGUGUCAACAUUUAUUCUAUGCAAUUGCGAGAACAUCGGUUUGGUGACGGUGUUUGAAAUAAUUACUGUAAAUGAACGGAGAGAGAAGUUGACAAUUAGACGAAUGCUGUAUCAACUUUCUCGUUUUUGUAUCGCUUUGCCUGACCAUGGAUGUUGAAAACAGCCUCGAAUUUUUGUAUUGCCAUUCGGGAAGCGUUCGGGGUGUCGCCUUUUCGCCCGUGGAUCGUCACAUAUUUUGUUCAGGUGCGUACGAUGGCAAGGUGAAUCUAUACAAUGCCAAUGAUUGCGUUCUCCUCCAUAGUUACCAGAUAACCACCUUAAGUCUUGCAAGAAACAUCAAUGCAGUAAGGUUUACUUCAGAUGGACAAAAGAUUCUUGCAACUACAACUGUGAGAAGGCUUGCUUUGCUGGAUGCUGAAACAGGGGAACAAGUAUUCUCUUAUGAUAAUUGUACAUUUAGUGGCAGGGAUAGGACAGCGCUUGCAGUCAAUCAACAUGGCGGUCCCAACUUGGCUGUGUGUACAUGUAUUGAUGGAAAAGGUCUAGCGUUGUUUGAUCUAAGAAUGCCUUUGCCUCUUGAUUUUGUAAAUCAGCUUUAUGACGAAAAUAUUCGUGAUGUAACAUUUUUACACGAGAGCUGGCCUUGGUGUAAAGGACAAACGUCGAUAUUAUCCGUUGCCGAAAAUGGAAUUGCGAAGGUGACGUCACUGGACGGUCGAGAGCUGCACACUAUAGAUGCACUGGAUUCGUCGCUACAUAGUGUUGUUCCAACUCCUGAAAAGUAUGGAUCAAUGGUUGACGAUGGUUAUGGAAGUGUCGUGAUGUUCGGCGGCAAACAACUCUCAAGCUACGUUCCCGAUGUUGGAAUUCAAGAAACGAUGACCGAACAUGGAAAUUCGCCUUUGUGGAAAAUAAAGUACUCAUCGAAUGGGCAUUCUCUUUUUACUGCUUGCGAUAGAGGAAUAGUUAGAAGAUAUCGUCGUUAUACUGACAGACACGUCUUUGAAGAUGAACUCUUUCGGCAUAAAGAUGACAUCGAAGAUAUGGAUAUAUCUCCUUUUGACGAAUUUAUUGUAACAGCCUCAAAAGAUCGUUCCGUUGGAGUUUAUCGGCUGGGUGGUCCCAGUCAUGGUUACACUGAAUACAAGGAAGUCAGAUAGACCAAAGACAUGAGAUAGGCGAACCUGUGCUUACCACUGAAAUUUGUAUCCUCGUUUUUCUGGAUAAACUCUCCUAUAGACAUGACGUUUGUAUUAUUAUGCAUGGUUUCCGUUGCGAAUAUGCCUUGCGUGUUUCGUUUUCAAUGCCUUUUUUUAUGGAGGCCUACUUGUAAAUUGUUCUGCAGCUUCCCAUGUGCAUAUUGUACGCGUGAAAUAGCCAGGCGCCAAGCUACAGUAUUUGCCUAUUUAUACUUCUGUGGAAAGCAGUUUAAAGAUCGUAGGAUUUUGGAUUUGCUUAUUAAGGUUUUGAAAAAGCUUAUUUUUUGUCGAAGGUUCUUGGAUGUUUACCUGUCGUUUGCAACAUAAGUACGCGUGGAUGGAAGAGAACGAAAAGCAGAUUAACGAUGGAACGAAACAAACCGCAAUAUUUUUGCUGAGGAUAUGUGAUUGCGCAUGCUUACCCGUCUGCGUUCGCAACCUAUAAGUGACGUUAUAAUUUGCUCCCAACGUCGUUGUCGCAAUUAUGUUUUUUCAUUGUUUAACGAAUAGAUUACAUUUGGCCUUUGCGAGAUCAGUUAUCGAUAUACAUAAUGCCUCACCUUGGCGUGUGGCCUCUGUUCUGUUUACCACAUUUGACGUCAUGCUGUGCAUCUAUAAAUGAGCAGUCACUCAGAACAAAUAGUGGCUAAAUGGAAUCUGUUUGUUUAUGAAAUGAGAACCUAAAACUAACUAAAUUUUUAGCGGGAAAAGAGAACGUUAUUUAUUUUUUAUUCCAACGUUAGCAAAGAGGCUUUUUUGUUGUUUUCGCCAACGCGUCUACUGUUGUAGCUAGAUCUUUUUCAAGGUUUUCAUCGGUGUAAUUUAGGGAUUGCAUUCAAUCGUUCAAAAAUUUUUGCUAUUUGUUUUCGUUUAUCGACUUACAGCACAUCAUGUGACGCUCAUUCCGUGCAUCUGUAGUCUCGUAGUUGACUCUGGACCAAUGAAAUUGCGUGAUUUCUCGAUGUUUGGGAGCAAAUAUAAUUCCCCAAGGCACAUAACCAUAAAUUUGUAGUUAUAAAUGUCUUGAUCUUUGUGUACCAAUUGGUGAAAUAUAUACGACAAGAUUGACUUCUUCAUUUAACACCAGACUAAAGAUAAUAAACUGUCUUAUCAUGCUGUGAACUGAGCAGAGAGUAUUAUAACUGUUAAGGAUCGCGGAGCUUUUCCUAUACGAAAUCACGAACUCCAAUGAAGAGGGCGGGAGAAUCUUUUUCUUCCACUCUUUAUAGUUGUGGCUCCACGAGAGCAAACGCCUUUUACUUUUCAACGCUCAAAAUAAUGUGGGAUCUGUUCGUGUGCGAAAGAGAAAAAAGUUUUCUGACCGUUUCUCUCCAUAUUCAUCCCAUAAACGUUGAAGUGCGCUUUGCACUUUUGCCGUUUUUUUGUGAAUUUUCCGUAUUUUUUGCAUGUUUAGCGCGCGUGAUGUAUUUUCUCUGUCUUUCAUCAAUUUCUAUUUGCUUUGCCAAGUUAUUCACGCAAUUUCAAAGCGUUUAUUAUAAAUAUCCGCAAGUUUUCUUCAAGACAACAGAGUAGGACUAACGCUACGCGAGACAAUAUUCACCUUCUAAGACGGUCAGCUCUUCGCGAAGGUUUUCGUUUCACUUAGAUUUCGUUCAAGAAUAAAAAUUGGGAAGACAUGGAAGGUACACAAAGGCGUCUUUCUUUAAAAAGCGUGAACGUUUCUGUGGAAAUGGGAAACGACAAGGCAUUCAAGGAAAUGUACUCAGAGAUGGUAUCCUGGAUUCGCAAAGCAAGCCCCAAAGCUGAGGUCAUUGGCUCAGAGUCUAAUGAAAAAGGUGCAUUUGAGAUAUCGUGCGAUGGACGAGUGAUAUUUUCCAAGCUUGCAAGACAUGGUUUUCCUUCUAUGAAUGAGGUCGCCGACGUCGUUCGUAUGAUCAGUGAGAACAAGCACUGGGAAGAGAUCACCAAUGUGAACCGCGCCAAAUGUCGAUGUAUUCACGAAGAUUGCAUGUGUGGCCUGAGUGUAAUGGUUAACAAGACAGCUUGUCCCUGUGAAUGUGAAGGAAUGUGUCCAGGGUUGUGAGAACGUUGCUCAGGUCGUGCAUUUUAACCAUAUUUCCAUUAGAUUUAAUUAAUUUAAUAAUUUAAAUAGCAAUUCAUCACAUAUUAGCAUUAUACAUUGUAUUUGACGAUGAAGUCCGUCGUGUGAUUUUGACGGAUGGAAAAACGAGCGAAUAUAACUUAUUACUGAAGAAAUGAUUUUUGUGAUAAUAUAUCAAAACGAAUGAAAACAAA
Xenia sp. Carnegie-2017 is the source of this 3653-nucleotide messenger RNA. RefSeq lists its product as uncharacterized. The record is from RefSeq and is a predicted model, not a curated record. The transcript has 14 exons. Lineage: Eukaryota; Metazoa; Cnidaria; Anthozoa; Malacalcyonacea; Xeniidae. Gene Ontology annotation, molecular function: protein binding. The coding region runs from base 345 to 1358 and encodes 337 amino acids.